CUUCAUUCGGGUCGAUUCGUCUAGAUCCCAUGUCCGUAAACAUGGCGCUGCUCAGGCAAAUUGCUGGAAGGCUGACUUCCAUGUCAUUGCAGGAAUUAUCUGCUUCUCAAUCAGCUCCGAUUAUACAUGGAUCCAGACGGUUCGCUUCUGCAUUUAAAUUUGUUCCUGAUGCAGCCUCGCCAUCGGAUGGAGAAACAACAAAGAUGAAUCUAUUCCAGGCUCUCAACAAUGCCAUGGAUGUAGCCUUGACUUCAGACUCUACAGCAGUUAUAUUUGGUGAGGAUGUUGCCUUUGGUGGUGUUUUCAGAUGUACUGUUGGAUUAGCGGAUAAACAUGGUAAAGAUAGGGUAUUCAACACACCACUCUGUGAACAAGGUAUCGUAGGCUUCGGCAUCGGCAUGGCAGCCGUGGGAGCUACCGCUAUCGCUGAAAUACAAUUUGCUGAUUAUAUCUACCCAGCCUUUGAUCAAAUCAUCAACGAGGCAGCAAAGUUCCGGUACAGGUCAGGCAACAUGUUUGACGUCGGAGGUCUCACCAUCAGAGCUCCGUGGGGAGCGGUCGGGCACGGCGCCCUCUAUCAUUCACAGAGUCCAGAGGCCUUCUUUGCACAUAUCCCAGGAGUCAAGGUUGUGAUCCCACGUAGUCCCAUCCAAGCCAAGGGCCUGUUACUGUCUUGCAUACGAGAUCCAAAUCCAUGUAUCUUCUUUGAACCUAAAGUACUCUAUCGUGCAGCUGUUGAGCAAGUCCCAGUCAAGGAUUACAUGAUUCCAUUGUCAAAAGCAGAAGUACUACAAGAAGGCAGUGAUGUGACCUUGGUAGGAUGGGGUACCCAGAUACAUGUUCUGAGGGAGGUUGCUCAAAUGGCCCAAGAGAAGCUUGGAGUCAGCUGUGAGCUGAUCGACCUGGUCACCAUCUUACCCUGGGACAAAGAUACUAUAAUCAAGUCGGUAGAGAAGACUGGUAGACUACUGGUAGCGCACGAAGCACCAAUCACAGGUGGAUUUGCAUCAGAGAUUGCCUCCAGUGUACAGGAGGAGUGCUUCCUGCAGCUAGAAGCCCCCAUACAGAGGGUCUGCGGCUGGGACUCGCCCUUCCCUCAUAUAUUUGAGCCCUUCUACCUCCCGGACAAGUGGAGGUGUCUGGACGCCAUUAAGAAGAUGAUCAACUACUGAAGAAAAUCUAGCAAUAUUUAUGAUCAGAGAUGUCGGUUCCUGCCAUCGCUGUUAACCCUGUGAAUGGAUCUCGUCCAUUCUAUUUCUGCUGACUGUAAUAAGAUAUAUUGUCUUUGUAUUCUCUGUGCGUGUGAAGACAUAUGUGAACAUACUCCUGGGGAAGUUUCAAGGACCUGAUGGUGGAAAAACCUUUAAUGGAUCAUGUAUAGGUGUAGACCAAAAAAUCAGUCUAUUUCGUCUGGGACUACAUCUGGCUUCCCUGAAUUCCAUGGAGGAGUUUCAAAAGACAAAACUUUUUUUUUAAACUCCUCCCAGCAGACAUAUUUUUCAGUCUAGUAUUGGUGUGUUGUUAUGUUUUCUUGUAAUCUUUAAGAUACCAUAUAUUUUUUUUUUUUUUAUAGAAACCAACUUGUAAAUGCACAUUGGUUGAUCCAAGACACAAUAUAAAACCCAACCUGUCAUGCGAUAUAUACUAGAAAAAAGUGGGCUCAAAUUUGUGUUUGUUUGCCAACUCCCACCCCCCCCCCCCCCCCCCCGCAAAUUGUAUACCAGGUAGUAGAAGUAGUAGAGGGGAAUAGUCAAGGGACUAUCAUUUCCCUGAUUUAUGUAGAAACAUGAGUGAGAUUAAUUUAUUCUUCUCAUCUUCUAUGAUCUGGACCGAAAGUUCUUUAGAGCAGGGUAAUAUUAAAGAGUCUAUCACUUUUCCUAAUUCAUUUAAGAACAUGAUUGAGAUUGAUGAAGCCUGUGAUGGUCCAGUAACUUUAUUCAAAGGGUCGUUAGUGAUGAUAGGUCGUUAGUGACGAUAGCUCAUUUUAAAGACAGAUGCUCCUAUAACAAGCUCUUUAACCUAUAGAUACAGGGUUGUCAUUAUCAUGUAGAAUAAUAAAAGGCAAUCUGUCACACUGUUUUGUGGAGAACAUCUAGUUUGAUGACAUGUGAAUAUGUAAUAUAUACAAUAUCAAUUAUUUUGUCAUUUACACCACAUGCAUGUAUGUAAGUGCUCUUCAAAUUGAUAACAUUUGGUGAACCACGAUGUUGAUAGUGGCAAGACUUAUGGCAGGGGUCCAAAACAAAUAGUGAGGGUCUAUAUGUACCAAUACCGUAUUGACAUUUUGAUAUGUUGGGCAUCUUGGCAGAUUCUUACAUUUGUAUUUGUGUGUGGGGGUGUGGGGGGGGGGGGGGGAGCUGUGUGUACCUGUACAAGUCCUGCAAGUUUGGCCUAAUUUAACAAUGAAUCAAGCCAUCGCCGGCUGGUAGCAAGUAAGUAGGAGAAAGGUCGCAUAUUGCGUUGUGUGGUCACUGUGGUGGAGAUUUAAAUAGGCCAGAUUCUGGACUAGUCUGGGGCCUGUUCAUGAAAAUUGUUACAAAUGAAUUAAACAACGCACAAAAAUUACAGUGAUAAACAACUGAUAUCCUCACAUAUGAUUGGCUAUGAGCAGUUUGGUCAUAGAUCCAUGAUAGUUGU
Messenger RNA from Strongylocentrotus purpuratus (purple sea urchin), 2637 nucleotides. RefSeq names its product 2-oxoisovalerate dehydrogenase subunit beta, mitochondrial. The transcript has 11 exons. The record is from RefSeq and is a predicted model, not a curated record. The coding region runs from base 30 to 1172 and encodes 380 amino acids. Lineage: Eukaryota; Metazoa; Echinodermata; Echinoidea; Camarodonta; Strongylocentrotidae. Gene Ontology annotation, molecular function: catalytic activity. Gene Ontology annotation, biological process: branched-chain amino acid catabolic process; response to nutrient.